AUGGAGAUAAACACAUUUGGUGGUGACAGGUUUGAUGAGCCAGCACUUUAUCGUUCAGUGGUAGGAAGUCUUCAGUAUCUGACCGUUACAAGACCAGAGCUCGCCUAUGCUGUAAGCAAACUCUCACAGUUCAUGCAAGACCCGUUGGAAUCGCAUUGGAAACUGGUUAAAAGAAUCCUCAGAUAUGCAAGUGGAACAAUCAAAUAUGGGCUACAUCUCCGUAAGAAUGACGUGUUGAACAUCACAGCCUACUGUGAUUCGGACUGGGGAGGAGACCCUGAUGAUAGGAAAUCGACUGGUGGUAUGUGUGUCUUCUUAGGAAGAAACCUGGUAUCCUGGUCCUCUAAGAAGCAAUCUGUGGUGGCCAGGUCAAGCACAGAGGCUGAAUACAGAGCUAUGGCAUUUUCGUUCUAUUUAAUUCCCUAA
Arachis ipaensis is the source of this 426-nucleotide messenger RNA. NCBI's taxonomy places the organism in Eukaryota, Viridiplantae, Streptophyta, Magnoliopsida, Fabales, Fabaceae. The record is from RefSeq and is a predicted model, not a curated record.